Messenger RNA from Tachyglossus aculeatus (Australian echidna), 2046 nucleotides. Its product is annotated as RING finger protein 112-like. The transcript is spliced from 13 exons. Gene Ontology annotation, biological process: endoplasmic reticulum organization; protein homooligomerization. NCBI's taxonomy places the organism in Eukaryota, Metazoa, Chordata, Mammalia, Monotremata, Tachyglossidae. The record is from RefSeq and is a predicted model, not a curated record. Gene Ontology annotation, molecular function: GTP binding; GTPase activity. The coding region runs from base 172 to 1467 and encodes 431 amino acids.
GAUUGGAGACAGCACUCUUCUGAGUGAAAGACCUCCAGCACGCUCUCCAGAGGAACGGCUAUCUGCCACGGACUGCAGGAAAGCUGCUUGGUAUUCACCAGCCCCAAGCAAGACAGAGGAGAAGCUCCACUGGCUGGGUGCUGAGUGCAGAAGAAAGAGACAGAACAAGACAUGUCCGCAACUCCCCUGCUCUCUUCAGCAAAGGGUCAAGCCCUCCAGCUGUUGGAAAUCAAAGGAAAGGUCUUUCAGCUGAAUGAAGAUGUCUUGAAGGAAACUUUGGAGAGGAAGGAAGUCCAAGACUUGCCUGUGUGUGUGAUCUCCAUUUUUGGAGAACAACGCAAAGGAAAAUCCUUCCUGCUCAACUACUUGUGGAGAAGAUUGGAACAUGAGGUGAAUCAGGAGAAUCAGGGGAAUCAGGAGGAGUCUCAUGAUCCAUGGACGGGGAAAAAUAAAGAAAUUCUGAAAGGUUUUGAGUGGCGCAUGGGGGUGGAGCCCACAACCAGAGGACUGUGGAUCUGUAGCAAGCCUUUCAUCCUGAAAGGAAAGUCUGCUAAAGAGGUGGCUGUAUUCCUGGUGGACACGGAGGGGACCAUGGAUGUUGCUGGAAACAAGGAGAAUAGUGUGAAGAUCUCUACCUUGAACAUGCUGUUUAGCUCCUACCUGAUCUUGAACGUGAAUGAGAUCCUGCAGGAACCUGAGCUGGAAUACCUGGAGAUGUCCCUGGACCUCAUUAACGAUGCAUUUCAGGACCAUGUGCAGAAUCUGCAUCUGGACAUCUUGGUGAGAGACUGGUUCAACUCCGAUGAGUGCAAUGAGAAGCAAGGGAAGGAAUAUCUGAAGGGUAUAGUUAAGCGAAUUCAAGGUAACAAGAAGUUCCCGACAGUUGUGAAGCUCUUGAAAUCAACCAAAGCUGAAGUCCACCUGUUGCCAAGUCCAGGUUCCAAGAUCACAAGGAGUACAUGUGGAACUCUGGAUGAAAUGGAUCCUGUAUUCAAGGAUUGUUUUUUGAAGUACAUCGGACUUCUCCAUUCGAAAGCUAAAGAAUAUACAAAAUCAAAGAUGAAGUGUAGAGAUUUGGCAAAACUCAUAAAGGAAAUUGCUGGUAUCAUAGAGAAUACAAGUUAUAACAUUUCUUCUCCUGCUGAGAUGAGGAAAGUAAUUUUAGAGCUGCAGAAAAAAAGAUUCGUCGAUGAUUUUUGUGAAUGGAUGAAGACAAAGAUAUCCCAAACGAACUAUGUGGGUUGCUAUUUCACAAGACCCAGCAAAAUGAAAAGUCAAUUUGAAGAGGAAUUUAAAAACAGGUGUAAGAAAGUGAAGAUAAAUGAAGAAACCCAAAACUAUAUGAAGAAAGAAAUGGACUCCUACUUAGAGGACUACAAAGCAAACUUUUAUAGGAAAAAUCUAUCUACUGGUCUGCCAGUUGUUGCCCUUGGAGCAAUGACAUUGCAUUUCCAUCUACAAGAUUAGCGAGUUCUGUAGUUACACUUACUACACUUACAGUGUCAGUGUUUUCUAAAGUACUUUUCUAAAGCAAAAAGUAAAGUAAAGCAUUUCCAUCUACAAGAUUAGUGAGUUCUGCAGUUACACUUACUACACUUACAGUGUCAGUGUUUUCUAAAGUACUUUUCUAAAGUAAAAAAGAAUGCAAGGCUGGAAAAUCCUCUACUAAUGAAGAUAAGGAAGCUGCCAAAAACGAGCAGGGGGUGGAAGGGGAGGAAGCAGCUUCAGGGGAACAAGGAGAGGAUGCAUUUGAAGAAAUGGAAGGGGAGGGAAUACAGGGACAUAGAAAUAAGGAUAAUGGUGACCUGAGCAAGGAUCAACCGGAUGGGGCCUCUUGGAGCAAGAGUGCGAGUCAGUUACUUCAAGUGGCUUUUGGGUUGAUCGUAGCGGGGCUAGUCAUAAGAAAGUAUUUCCCCUUCUGAUUUGAUUUUGGACUCAGGUUCAGUGACAUUUGGGCAGCAUAGAAAGCAGGUAGCAUUCUCAGGGGGCAGAGGGAGAAGAAGAGGAAGGGUCUAGAGUGGUACAAGUUACUCUUGACAUAUAUAA